AUGCCGCAACCGAGGCUGGUUUACCCACGCCUACUGGAGGAACGUUCAGCCGAUGGAAGAAUGGUGUUGCACCUGCACGAUCAACUGACACUUAACCUCAGAAAGGCGUCGGUGGCGGCGCGAAACUUCCGAGUCCUGGAACACGAGGACGGCCACGAAGUGACACACUUUUUCGACGGGAGAGACCUGGAGCGAAAUCUGCACGAAGACGAAAAACAACUUGCCACAGUCCACGUCACAAAACGAGACGACGGGAUCGAAGUUGAAGGUGUGGUGGGGCCCCACCACAGAAUCGAGCCAAUGCUCUCAAUGGAGAGAUCUGAAGAGGGUCUCAUUCCCCACAUGAUACACGAAAUAGAGAAGAAAGAAAUGUUUGACAUUGAGAAAGCAAUACCUGAAAAAGAUGCUCUGACCCUGAAUGAGAGGAGUUCUGGCACUGAAAUCGUUCCCGCAGAAGUUACAAUAGAACUUUUCAUUGUCAGCGAUAUUAUGCAUUUCGGCCACUUCCAGACCAGUGUGGAAUUAAUAAGUUACCUCUGCAUACAUGUUAACUCAGUUAACAUGAGGUAUGCGGACACAAGUGGGCCAAAGGUGAAAUUUCUCCUCGUCGGAUGUGAGAGAGACCAUUUUAGCACUUACAGGAACGGUACCGGCAAAGAGUUGGAAAGUCAGUCUACUCUGGAGAUGUUUCAGGUGUACGCCUAUGGGAAAAGAUACGAAUACGGCCAUCCCGAUUUUGUGUUCCUGAUUACCGGGUAUGAUGCAUACGCCCUAGAGACAGACGGCACAAAGAACAUGAAUGUGUUAGGACUAGGCUAUGUAGGUGGCUUGUGCACCAAGUUUUUCGUGGCCCUCGGUGAAGACGUCGCUGGUACUUACAGCGGAAUGCAUACGCUCACCCACGAGGGCGGUCACGUGCUCGGCGCUUCUCACGAUCAAAGUAACCCAAAGCCAUCGAUUCCAGGAGACCCAGGAUCGUUGAACUGCCCCUGGAAAGAUGGUCACAUCAUGAGCUACGUCGACGGAGGAGCGAAACACCAUCGUUUUUCCCGGUGCAGUCUGAAGCAAAUUCAGCAUCUCAUAAUAUUGCGAGGAGAAGUUUGUUGGAGAGUGAGCAUAGGCAACACUGGGCACACGGCACCGGGAAAGUAUCCCGGUAUGGACGUAGCACCCAACGCAUUCUGCAAAAGUGUUUUUCCGAACGAACGAAACGUUACCGCUGACAUGGUGAGUGAAGCUUUCGUCGUUUUCUGA
Molecule: messenger RNA, 1254 nt
Organism: Rhipicephalus microplus (southern cattle tick)
Lineage: Eukaryota; Metazoa; Arthropoda; Arachnida; Ixodida; Ixodidae
Product: venom metalloproteinase BumaMPs1
Biological process (GO): membrane protein ectodomain proteolysis
Molecular function (GO): metalloendopeptidase activity
Source: RefSeq, a predicted model, not a curated record